Fusarium graminearum PH-1 is the source of this 1095-nucleotide messenger RNA. RefSeq lists its product as uncharacterized. Gene Ontology annotation, molecular function: transmembrane transporter activity. Lineage: Eukaryota; Fungi; Ascomycota; Sordariomycetes; Hypocreales; Nectriaceae. The record is from RefSeq and is a predicted model, not a curated record. Gene Ontology annotation, biological process: transmembrane transport. Gene Ontology annotation, cellular component: membrane. The transcript is spliced from 4 exons. Bases 1 to 1095 code for a protein of 364 amino acids.
AUGAGUACCGACAACGCUGGCGUUCGCUUCUGGCGCAAACAGAAGCUUGGUUCGCGUGACUUCACUCUUCGUGAAGCCAGAGAAACAGGCGACUGCGAUGGCGAGGGAGACGGUAGCAUUCGCCAAGGUACCUCAACCGAGUACCGUACUUAUAAACGACGCUGGUUUGGUCUCGCUCAGCUUACACUGAUGAACAUCAUUGUGUCUUGGGAUUGGAUGACAUUUGCACCAGUAGCAUCACACGCUGCCGAGUACUACAAUGUCCGCGAAUCGACAAUCAACUGGAUCAGCACUGCCUUCUUUCUCGCAUUCGUAGCCGUUUUCCCCAUCAGCAUUGCUAUUCUUCACCGAGGCCCCAAGCUGGCAUUUAUGACAUCUGCUGUCCUCAUUCUCAUCGGCAACUGGAUUCGAUAUGCCGGUUCUACCAAAGCUAGCGGUGGAAACAUCGCUUGUGCCAUGGUUGGAGAGAUUGUCAUUGGCUUUGCCCAGCCGUUUAUCCUUGCGGCUCCAACUCGAUACUCGGAUAUGUGGUUCACUAACCGUGGCCGCGUUGCCGCAACAGCCCUCACGAGUCUGGCAAACCCGUUUGGCGCAGCAAUCGGGCAGCUCAUUACACCAUUCAUGGUGAAUAAAUCUAGCGAUGUUUCAAGCAUGGUCCUCUACAUCUCCAUCAUCUCAACUGUCUUCGCCCUUCCGGCUUUCCUGGUCCCUGCCAGCCCUCCUACGCCGGUUGGUCCUGCUUCUGAGACCCCUAAGCUCAGUCUCCGCGACUCCAUCGGUGUUCUGGGUCGCUCUCUAGAAAUCUGGUUGAUUCUCAUUCCGUUCGGCGUAUAUGUUGGCUUCUUCAACUCAAUCUCUUCUCUCCUCAAUCAGAUGCUCACACCCUACGGCAUUAGUGAUGACGAGGCUGGCAUUGGUGGUGCAGUUUUGAUUGUUGUUGGUCUUGUUGCAUCCGCAAUCUCUUCUCCGAUCAUCGAUCGCACAAAGAGCUUCCUUCUGACACUCAAGAUUCUCGUACCUCUGCCCCGAGGUUACUUCAACUGUGGCAUGGGCUAUGGGUCAGCUCUUUGGCGCUAUUUUCAUCAUUAUCAGUGA